UCGCUCUAUCUGUGCCCCACCUUUUCAUCUUCAUUGUAACGGCACGGCUAUUGGCCGAACACCUGUUCUGUGCCAGUCACCUCACACAUUAUCUGUACUUUUCCACGUCACUCUCCCGAGGUGUGCCUGUUCUGUUUGUUCCAGAAGAGGGGACAGCCGUGACGUUAAGUUGUCUGAGGCUGCGCGGCCAGGGAGUGUGCGGUUCACAUCCCACAGCUGGGUGAUCGGAUUGCUGCUGCUUGUUUAAAACAUAACCUUUUUUUCCUGGGUCUUACUCAAAGGUGGCAUGUUAGGGCCAGACCUCCGCCCCUUUCCCCAAACUGCCCCCUUCCCAGGCUGCUUCACGACACAAGAGAAAGCUUCAUGGGGCCUAGACAGUUCUGGGCAGAAAAGGGCAGGCAGAGGUAAAUAACAGAGCCUGGGUCGAGGUUCAGGAGGCCCCGUCAGGGUCCCCUGCGGCCUCUGAUCUGGGUCCCUACGGGACGCUGGCCGAGGCUGCCUCCCGGUGUUGGGAGAACCUUCCGGCAAGUGACGUGCGUCACGGUAAGGGCUGGGGUGGAUGGACAGAUGGAUGACGGUCAGCCAGGGCCAAAUACCUGGUCAGUUGCCCAGGGCCAGCGGGGACAGGCAGGCAGGGAAGGUGUGGGGGCUUCUAAGGGAAUUUUCUCUCCCUGGUAAACCCUGCCCUGGUAUAAGGCGAGAGCCUCCGGGCAGUCGUGGGAGUGCUGGGAGGCAGCCUCGUGACCACAGAAAGUGGUCCGUUUAGACCCGCGCCACCCUCUCUGAAGGAGAGGGCUCCUCGGCCGGUUAGGCCUACUGCAGAAGGACGGCAGGUACCAGGACCCUGACCUGUCUCCGCAGCCGCAUCAGUGGUAAACGCAGUCGGCCCCCAUCUGCUUUGGGAGCAGUGCUCUACUCCUUUCUUUCUCCAGCGAGGCACUGGUGUUUACGAUGGCAUUUUACAGUCUUCUUUCCUACUGAGCUCCCCUGGCCUCCCGUUUUAAGGUCAGAGCCUUCACAUGUCUCUGCGAUGGAAAGAAAGUCGAGGAAGCUGGGUCACCGGGUUUCCUGGUUUCCUCGAUAAUCGCAGGAGCUGCUGACACAGGGAUUUCAGAGUUGCAUCAGGCUUCAGUUCCGACUGAGAAACCGGAGGAGUGUCUCCCUGCUGCUGUGUUCUCCGGGAGCCAGGCGCUUCCCGAGGCAGGGCCAUGCUCACGUUCAUGGCCUCUGACAGCGAGGAGGAAGUGUGUGACGAGAGGGCGUCCCUGAUGUCGGCCGAGAGCCCCCCGCCACGCUGCUGCCAGGAGGACAGGCAGGGCUUGGAGGAUGGAGAGGGUGCCGACCAGUGGAGAGGCCAGGAUAGCGAGGACGACUUUGAUGAGGACCCUGACCACUACGUCUGCGGGGGGGUCCCCGGGCAGCCGUCAGGCCUGGAGGAGGAGCUGACCCUGAAAUACGGGGCGAAGCACGUGAUCAUGCUGUUCGUGCCGGUGACGCUGUGCAUGAUCGUGGUGGUGGCCACCAUCAAGUCCGUGCGCUUCUACACGGAGAAGAACGGACAGCUGCCCUAUGGAGCAGGCAGGGAGCAGAGUCUGCAGCCCGCCGUCUCCCUCAGCAUCUACACACCAUUCACCGAGGACACGCCCUCCGUGGGCCAGCGCCUCCUCAACUCCGUGCUCAACACCCUCAUCAUGAUCAGUGUCAUUGUGGCCAUGACCAUCUUCUUGGUCGUGCUCUACAAAUACCGCUGCUACAAGUUUAUACACGGCUGGUUGAUCAUGUCCUCGCUGAUGCUGCUUUUCCUCUUCACCUACAUCUACCUCGGGGAGGUGCUCAAGACCUACAACGUGGCCAUGGACUACCCCACGCUGUUCCUGACGGUCUGGAACUUCGGGGCGGUGGGCAUGGUGUGUAUCCACUGGAAGGGCCCCCUGGUCCUGCAGCAGGCGUACCUCAUCAUGAUCAGCGCCCUCAUGGCCCUGGUGUUCAUCAAGUACCUUCCGGAGUGGUCCGCGUGGGUCAUCCUGGGUGCCAUCUCUGUGUACGAUCUCGUGGCUGUGCUGUGCCCCAAAGGGCCACUGAGAAUGCUGGUGGAAACGGCCCAGGAGAGAAACGAGCCCAUAUUCCCUGCCCUGAUAUACUCCUCCGCCAUGGUGUGGACGGUGGGCAUGGCCAAGCUGGACCCCUCCUCCCAGGGAGCCCUUCAGCUGCCCUACGACCCAGAGAUGGAGGAAGACUCCUAUGACAGUUUUGGGGAGCCCUCGUACCCCGAAGUCUUUGAGCCCCCGCUGCCUGGUUACCCCGGGGACGACCUGGAGGAAGAGGAGGAAAGGGGCGUGAAGCUCGGCCUGGGGGACUUCAUCUUCUACAGCGUGCUGGUGGGCAAGGCAGCGGCCACGGGCAGCGGCGACUGGAACACGACGCUGGCGUGCUUUGUGGCCAUCCUCAUUGGUCUGUGUCUGACCCUCCUGCUGCUGGCCGUGUUCAAGAAGGCGCUGCCCGCCCUCCCCAUCUCCAUCACCUUCGGCCUCAUCUUUUACUUCUCCACGGACAACCUGGUGCGCCCUUUCAUGGACACCUUGGCCUCGCAUCAGCUCUACAUCUGACGGCGGGCCGGGCGCCAUGGGCUGGCGGCCCUGGGCGGGUCGUGACAGGUGCCCCCGCGUAGUGUCCCAUUCUAGUGCCAUAUGUCUCUGAGACUUUUCUUUCCUUGACGAGAAAGAAAGAGAAGGGAGUGUCGUGUUUACUUGGCGAAGAGGAAGAAGCAGCUUUUUGGCGCUAGUUGUUUGGUCGCCGGAGCACGGCUCACCGACCGAGGGACCGAGGACGGCCGUGUGGACGAGGACGGUGUGGCGAGGCUGCCUGGCCCGGCACUACAGCCCGGGGUACUCCGCGGGCCAAGGCGAAGGAAGGGACCAGGAGUCCGUGCUGGGAUGGCGCUGAGCACCUGCCCGCUGUGGCCGCAGAAGGAAGCCAGCGUGCCCUGCGUGGAAUGUCCCCAGUGCUUCUGUCUGUGACGUCGCUGUUAUUUUAUUACCUUUAGAAGCCGGGUCCUGUUCUCGCUCCGGCAGUUACUGCUGUGAAGUGGCUUAAUAUCAAAAUCAAUAAAUAAGUGAAUCCUGUUGGAA
Molecule: messenger RNA, 3128 nt
Organism: Acinonyx jubatus (cheetah)
Lineage: Eukaryota; Metazoa; Chordata; Mammalia; Carnivora; Felidae
Gene: PSEN2
Product: presenilin 2
Exons: 12
Coding region: 1209-2606 (465 amino acids)
Biological process (GO): amyloid-beta metabolic process; membrane protein ectodomain proteolysis; calcium ion transport
Cellular component (GO): membrane raft; neuromuscular junction; cell surface
Molecular function (GO): aspartic endopeptidase activity, intramembrane cleaving
Source: RefSeq, a predicted model, not a curated record